Molecule: messenger RNA, 1361 nt
Organism: Ctenocephalides felis (cat flea)
Lineage: Eukaryota; Metazoa; Arthropoda; Insecta; Siphonaptera; Pulicidae
Product: carboxypeptidase B-like
Exons: 8
Coding region: 51-1328 (425 amino acids)
Biological process (GO): proteolysis
Molecular function (GO): zinc ion binding; metallocarboxypeptidase activity
Source: RefSeq, a predicted model, not a curated record
ACUGCAUUUAUUCACAUCUUAUUGUCCAGUCGUCCACAAACAUUUUCAAAAUGCUAAAAGCAACAACAAUAAUUUUUAUCGCUUUCAAUUUUGUGUCUGGUGGCGUUUAUGAUGGUUACAAACUUUAUGAAGUAAGACCCCAAACAAAAUCCGAGGCUUACGAUUUAAUGGAAUGGCAGGUAAAACCAGGAGUCGAUUUCUGGUCCGAAGCCAGGAUGCUCAAUCAGGCUAGCCAGGUUAUGAUCUCACCUGAACUUCAGAAGGAAUUCGAAGGAUAUCUGGUCAAUGGUAAUUAUACUUGGAAAGUUGCUGAGGAUAAUAUAGAGAGACUUUUACAAGAUUUUGAAAGAAGCAGAAAAAAGUCAAGUGCUCCACGUGACGAUGGAUUUAAUUUCAAUGAUUAUCAAAGAUCGCAAACGAUCAACUUAUAUGUAAACAAAUUGGCCAAAACGUAUCCAAAAUAUGUGACUGUUAAAGAUGAAGGAAGAAGUUUUGAACAGCGAAUCAUCAAAUCUGUACGAAUUACAGAUGGAUCAAAUUCCAAAAACAAGGUAACAAUGGUGAUCGACUGUGGUGUCCAUGCACGUGAAUGGAUUGCUCCUACUUUUUGCAUGUACUUAAUAGAACAAUUGACAGUGCACAGAGGACAAAAUCUGGACUUGUUAAAGAACAUCGACUGGUUUAUUGUGCCAUUGUUGAAUCCUGAUGGAUACGAAUACACCCACACGAAGGAACGUCUCUGGCGUAAAACUCGAAGACCAGAUACUGUAAAUCCUGCUUGCGUUGGAGUUGAUGGAAACAGAAAUUAUGCUUAUCAAUGGGGAGGUGCUGGAACUUCUGAUAAUCCUUGUUCAGAUGUCUUCAAAGGUCGUGAACCAUUCUCCGAACCCGAGACUCGUACCAUGGGCAACCUGAUCAAAGCAGAAGCCAAUGCCAACCCUAACAAAGUCGGUUAUCUAACAUUCCACUCAUUCGGCUACUGGCUCCUGUUUCCUUGGGGACAUUCUCCUACUGCUCCAGAACCACCAUUUGCCCACAAAUUAAAAAGGGCUACCAAUAAUGUCGUGAAAGCAGUUCAUAGGAAAACUGGAGGAAUUUAUAAGGCUGGUAAUUCUGCCCAGCUCCUAUACGCUGCAGCAGGAGGUGCUGAUGACUUUGCAAUGGGUGCAGCAGGAAUUGAAUUGGCGAUGACAGUGGAAUUGCCUCCAAGAGCUUCUGGAGCUGAAGGAUUCCUGCUGCCUCCUGAACGCAUCAUCAGCGUUUGCAAUGAGACUAUGAUUGUUGUUCGAGAACUUGGAAAUUUUUUGGUUGAUAACUAUUUGGUUUAAGUGGAGAAUGAUAGAGAAUAAAUUAUUGUUUUG